Molecule: messenger RNA, 890 nt
Organism: Lolium perenne
Lineage: Eukaryota; Viridiplantae; Streptophyta; Magnoliopsida; Poales; Poaceae
Product: putative ripening-related protein 5
Source: RefSeq, a predicted model, not a curated record
ACCGUUAGACACGGCACCGAUUGCCUUAACUGAACGUCGCAAUGGUUUGCCGUGGAGUCCACCCAAUUGGCGUUCAUAACUAGCCCGCCGGUUGAUCUCUAUAUAAGAUCAAUAAGCUUGACUCUCAAACCACAAAGCAACCAAGAAUUCAUUGUAGCAGCAACCAAAGAAAAGAAGCUCGUUAUACUUCAAGAGUGUCAAGUAUCUAAGAUGGCAGCUGCAAGAGCUCUAGCCACCAUGGCAGUCUUCCUCCUGGUGGCACUCUCCACAUCCCACAUUGCGUCAUCCUUUCGCCCGGGGCUUGGCGUCUGCCAUGCGAGUGGCUACCUCCCAGGAAAAGCAGGUCAUUGUGAGCAGAGCAACGAUCCGGACUGCUGCGAGGACGGUAAGAGGUAUCCACAGUACCACUGUUCACCUCCGGUCACCGCGAGCACGAAGGCUGUCCUAACUCUCAACAGCUUCGAGAAGGGCAAGGAUGGCGGUGGCCCGUCGGAGUGUGACAAUGCCUACCAUAGCGAUGAGGAGAUGGUGGUGGCACUCUCCACUGGUUGGUUCAAGAAGAAGGGCCGUUGUGGGCACCGCAUCAAGGUCACCGCGAAUGGUAAAUCUGUGUAUGCCAAGGUGGUGGAUGAGUGUGACUCCGUGUAUGGCUGUGAUGAUGAGCACAACUACGAACCACCAUGCGCCAACAACAUCGUUGAUGCCUCGCCGGCAGUGUGGAACGCCCUGGGGCUUGACCAGAACGUCGGCAUGGAGGGUAUCACAUGGUCUGACAGCGACAACUGAUCAACAUACCGUUAAUAUCACCAUCCCUGUUCAUGUCUACAUUACAUUGAGAGCCGUCUCUACCAUGUAUAUAUAUUGCAUCAUAUAUUCAUUCAUGGCUUGAU